CUCAUUCCCUCGGCAGCGAUGCCAAGAUCCAUCCGUACAUUCUGAUUCAGCUAUCUGCACCUGUGGUCCGGUUACGUACCAAGGUAUUACGGAUUCAUACCUCGAAUCUAUUCUCUUCCAAUCUCCAUGUGACUCCUGUGUUUCUACUUUCAGAACGCGUCAGUGGCACUUGAAGGUGAACAUCGUAGGAAGCUGACUUACUUCUUGCUUUCUUUCAUUACAUUUCACGUUCGGCGUUUGUGCUGAAGCUCUGAGAUUUAUCGAAGCGGAUAAACCAUCUGAGUUGAAGAUACGUUUCUUAUUUAACCCCUGAGCAUGUCUCAUCGUUCGUCGGUAGCAGAGGAUGUUCCUUUCCUUGAUGGUGACUCUUCGACUUCGACGAAGGAAGGACUCCAAAAUGCUCUAGUUCCUGAACGCAGAAACCGCUGGCGGGUUUGCUCGAUGUGGCUUCUUCACCUCUUGAUGAUCUUCACCAAUACCGUAUUCUUUGCGGCAAACGUCAUGAACUCCUCAAUAAGGGCUCACGGCGCGGAAUACAGUCAGAACACGUUGAUCAAGCCGAACUACGCUGAACCUCAAGAUGCGCCGAUUGAGGUGAAUACGGUACGCUGGGGUCUUCCCAUCGGGAAACGAACCAAUUUUACUAGCUUCGACCCAGAAGUGGCAGACGCCGCCUGGGCAACCCGCGGCAUCAGCCAUCAUCAGGGAUGGUUGAAAGUGUCCACAGAAGAACUCGCCUCCAUCCAAGAGACUUCGGUCGAGUUCAAAAGCGGAGGUCACCUUGUGGGCAUGGACGUGUUCCAUCAACUUCACUGUCUUAACUACUUGCGCAAAAAGCUGGAUGGGUACAAGGAAGGGUACCCUGAUAUUCCCGAAGACGAACAGAUCCCCCCACGCUUUCACAUCGCUCACUGUAUUGAUUCCAUUCGCCUGUCCUUGGAGUGUCAUUCCGACCUCUCGCUCAUCACCCAGAAAUGGGUCGACGGAUGGCUUGAGCCUUGGCCUGUCUGGCAAAACCAACACGUCUGCCGUAACUUCUCGCGUAUCCGAGAAUGGGCUCAUGUUAAGCAGCCAAACGUUGCAGGGCAAAUCAUUCAUCCGGGAAUGGGAGUUGUUUCGUCUGGGCACUUAAACUUGUCGGCACUUCCAAUCUACCGCGAGGACCACGAUGACAUAUAGACUUGGGAGCGCGUUUAGCAU
This is a messenger RNA of Colletotrichum destructivum, 1200 nucleotides long. RefSeq names its product Putative mycotoxin biosynthesis protein UstYa. Lineage: Eukaryota; Fungi; Ascomycota; Sordariomycetes; Glomerellales; Glomerellaceae. The record is from RefSeq and is a predicted model, not a curated record. Gene Ontology annotation, biological process: mycotoxin biosynthetic process. The transcript is spliced from 5 exons. The coding region runs from base 316 to 1179 and encodes 287 amino acids.